GAUAGAGCCCCAUCCGUCACAAGUAUACAGACACGCUUCAUUUCCAGACCAUUUUCCUAAAAAAAAAACUAAAAUCUUCUCAAACAUUAUUUCGUCAGCUGUGUGUCCCUCUAACAGUAGUAAGCCGAGCAAUUUGCCAUCCAAAAAACGGACAUAAAUGCACAACUGUGCAUUAUCAGUUCUGUGUGGGAACCCAUCUUCUGCUAUAGACAUUAGUUCAUUAGUUAGUUCAGUUUUUUUCAGAUCAUCCACCAGCAUUUCAAACUUGUCUGAAGCCACCUACGCUACAAACAAUAAUGUGAACUCAAACCCUCUCUUGACAGACUAGACGGUCUUCAGUUUCUGCUUCUUCUUAUUGACCUUCAUCUUAAACACCUGUUCCAUUUCUGCCUCCAUCUUCUUCAUUUUCAUCACAUGCUCCCUUUUCAUCACAUACAGAUCUACAAUGAGAUGAUCCAUGACCUGCUGAAUCCAUCCUCAGGAUUCUUAGACCUAAGAGAAGAUUCCAAGGGAGUUAUUCAGGUUGCUGGAAUCACAGAGGUGUCCACCAUCAAUGCUCAAGAGAUCAUGGAGCUCCUCAUGAAGGGUAACAAACAGCGCACCCAGGAGCCAACAGCCGCCAAUCAGACGUCAUCUCGCUCCCACGCUGUGCUGCAAGUAGCUGUCAAACAGCAGAGCCGCUGUCGUGACGUUCUGCAGGAGGUCCGCUUUGCACGCCUCUUCAUGAUUGACCUCGCCGGCUCCGAACGAGCAGCACAGACUCAAAAUAGAGGUCAGCGUUUGAAAGAAAGAGCCCACAUCAACCGUUCCCUCCUGGCUUUGGGCAACUGCAUUAAUGCCCUGAGUGACAAAAAUGGUAACAAGUAUGUCAACUAUCGAGACAGCAAGUUGACUCGUCUCCUGAAGGACUCCUUGGGCGGAAACAGCAGAACGGUCAUGAUAGCCCAUAUUAGCCCUGCCUCUGUAGCUUUUGAGGAGUCUCGUAACACGCUGACAUAUGCAGACCGUGCCAAAAGUAUUCGAACACGGGUGAAGAAGAACAUGAUAAAUGUGUCAUACCACAUUGCUCAGUACACCAAUAUCAUCUCAGACUUGCGCUGCGAGAUCGAGCGGCUGAAAAAGAAGAUCGCCGAACAGGCGAGUCGGCAGCUCAAUUCUGACCGAGCUGACAUCCGCAAUGUUCAGGCAGAGGUCCAGGCCCACUCCAGCCUGCAGAGUCGAGAGGAGAUGGAUCUGUUGAGGGAGCAGCUUCUGGAUGCUUUCCGCCAGCAGAUGGAGAUCAGGAAGAGCCUGAUGGAGCUGGAAAAAAACAACAUGGAGAUCCAGAUUGCCACCUCUAAUAAUCUUUUAACUAUUACAGACAGGCGCAGGAGAAAGUGGCGUGUGGAGAGGAGGAAGGAAAGUGUCAAUAAGGAUGAAAGUGAGAAGGACUCUGAUUCCUCAGAGUCUCCUCCAGACACCACGGAGACUCAGGAGGUGGCAAUAGCUCGAGAAAAUCUGGUUGCACUCAUGGCUGAACAGAAAAAGAUUCACAAGGAGAAGGCGUUGCUUGAGCGUAGGUUUCUGGAGCUUCGGGAUCAGGCUCGGCGUUUGGAGGAGCUGCUGCCGCGGCGGGUUAGCUCAGAGGAGCAACGCGAGGUCCUAGGACUUCUCUGUAAGGUCCACGAGCUGGAGAUUGAGAACGCUGAGAUGCAGUCCCACGCUCUGCUCAAAGACAACGUGAUCCGACAGAAAAACUUUGUGGUGCAGCGAUUUGAACAGCACAGACACCUGUGUGACGAGAUUAUUCAACAGCAGAGACAGUUCAUUGAUGACCACAGUCUGCCCGUACCUCCACACCUCCAGGAGCUGUAUGAUAUGUACAUGAGGGAACUAGAUGAUAGGAAACUGGAGAAAGCAGUUGCCCUAGAAAAGGUGACAAUCAGGCAGACCAUCAAGGAGGUCUCGCUACCUAAGAUCGCCUUGCCUUCUCACGGUCGUGACAACAUGCAGGACAUAGAUUCAGACCAGGAGAGCAUACGUAACAUGUGCUCGGAAAACAGGCGAGGUCAAGCCAAAAUACGCAGACAUACCCUGCCUUCCAUUCUGCCUGAACCUGAUCUGGACAAUAACAGAGUUUUCAAGAGCAGCCCUCAUGCCAGGCAAAUGAAAAAUUCAGCAGUAAUGACCCCACCUCCCAUCCACAUUAAUGGGAAGGGCAACAGAGAGCUGCAGCCUCUGGCUCCUGAGAGCUUUCUGAGUUACAGCCAUCUCAGCCACAGUGUCAGCAGCCACCUGGACUCAUCACCUGAGAGCAGCGAGGCAGGGGCCGAUAUCCCCCUCUCAAUAAAUGAACGGCAGCAGAUUUUAAAGGGGGUCCAGAACAUUGCAGUAAAAGCAGCACGUCGGUGCUCCAAAGCGCUCGAGGUGGAUGUCUUGCGGUUACCUCCUGCACCAUCUCCCCUGGACCCCAAAAAGCAGAAGAGCAGCCUUUCUUUAAGCAAAGCUCCCUCUAGAGGUUUGCCAAUGAGGCGCGUCAGGCAGCCCAGCCCCGAGCUGAGACACGUCACUUCAGACGAUAACCUGUCCAGCAGCACCGGGGAGGGACCUGGUUUGCAUUUGACCUUGACACGCCCACGUAACCGACAUGUGCUCAACAAGAACCAAACACCUCGCGAGGCAGACUUUGAAGGUCGUCGCAAAAAGAGACGCUCACGCUCUUUCGAGGUCACAGGUCAAGCGUACCGAGGGGUCCCUCCUCUCGCCAAAGUCAGGCCCCCUACAGCAGCCAGCAAACAGGCUCAAAUGCUGAGUCAGAAGAAGAAAUAAUACUUCCUGUGCAAGCUGACCUCUAAAGUACCUUUCAGAUCAAGCUGAUGUUCAUGCUGGUGUGAAGUGCUUAGAAUGUAAAUUUCAUAAAAAGCCAAAAGUAUGCUCUAAAUUAUGCAAACAUGCUUCUUCUUUCUUUACUGCUUUGCCAUUCCAUCACUGGAGUCCACCUCUGCCCGUUUCUGUCUGUAGAGGUCUGAUAUAGUGACUCAUCAGGUGAACUGCACCCUGAAGUUUAUCUGUUAGAGUUGCUGUUAUGCACUAAAACCAGGGUUGUGUCACCGCUGACAUUACAGGUUGCAAAGAAAGCCUCCAAUCCUCCCAGUCCCUUUCACAAGGAGCUUUUUUUAUGAUUAGCUUUUCAGUUUUCACUCUGUGAAAUAUAUAAUAUAAUAUAUAUAUAUAUAAUAUAAUAUUGUAGUUUGUUAAUUAAUGUUAAAGCUAGAAAAUUGAUCCAGAUUGUCAAAUUAUAAAAAAGAGAAGUUACCUCACUUUUAAAAACUCUGGAAUAAUUCUUAUGCAGGCUGUUAGAUGUAAUGCCUCAGAAAGUGUGGAAGAAGUCAUCGUGCUAUUUGUGAUUAUUGAGGUAAAACUUACUAAAAGAUCAGUAUGAUCAUGUAAAACUCCCCCAUCUGCUUCAAUCAGUCAACAGCUCUGUGGUGGACUCCAGGUCGGAGGUCAUGUCUCCGGACAGGUGGGAGGAUUUUGUUUUUGGAAGACCCCCCCUUCUGGGUUCCCAUCUGUCUGGCAGUGAAUGGAAUUAAUGUGUCCCAUAAUCUGUAAACAUAACCUAAAAUCUGAUUCAGGCCAUAGAAAGCAAAAAGUCUGUGCAGUAAUCUGUCCCAUGAUCUGCAAAACAAGCUACACAUCCUCUUUUGUAACACGCUUCUUUUUCCACCAAAGAAUUCUGACAUCUAAGUCGGCCUCAGAGAGCUUUCCAGCAUAAAACUGCAAUUUCAGAGCUUCAGUUUGAUUGUAAUGGAGUGCAGAAAUCUCUCCAAACUGUACAGUGAUUUCAGAGAUGAAAUGUUAAGUUACUUCAUGCUGUAAGAAGGGAAAAUGUAGUUGGGGGGGGGGGAGCUGAAAUAGCUGAAUGAGUUUAAAGCAUCAGAGGCUGAGAUGUGCUGCGAUAGAUAAAACCUGUGUAGCAAACUGAAACUCUUUAUAUUACUCAAUGAACGAUCUGUCCAGUGGAUGUGAGUUCCCUAAUUUUUUAAUUAAAUUUCAUAAUAUUGUUAAGAGAAAUAAAUGCACUGGGGGAAAAAAUGACAUAACUACUCGUCACCCUGAAAAUGAGAAAAAACCUAAAGAAUAUAUUUAUUCUCAUGUUAGACAAGCCACAGUUCUAUUUAUCAGUUUGUAAAAUUGCUGACUUUAACAUGACAGUUUUUUAGAAGAUCGUGAGUGAACAGAGAGUGAAUGCAGAGAACGUCUGAGAAGAGGCCACUGUGGGGCAGGCCUGUAGAAAAUGAACUCCCUAUGACUGUGUGUGUGUGUGAGAGAGUCUGAGUAGUCAAGCCCGCUAUGUAGGUCUUCCAGUUCUGCUUUGUGUUUGCUAUGAUGUGUGAAAACACUCAAGGGUCAUCUGGCGAGAGGAGCUACUGUUUAACACUCCCGCUAUGUUAUUAGAUAUUUUAUUUUUUGCAAUUUCUGAUGUAGUUUUUGGAUGCCUGUCAGUCAUUUUGGCUAUUUGUUGGCUGUUUGUUGUCCCCAGUUAGAGAACGCUGUGUCUUCAGUGGCAAAAUUUCUACCUAAAGCAGAGACAAUGUGCAUAUUCUUCUCCCCAAAAUGUGCCUUUUUUACAUUCUGACUAUUUUUGUUUUUUUCUUUUGCCUUCUUAAAUACAAAUAUUUCAUGUGACAUUUUCAGAAUAUUUGUUGAGAUUAAAGGGAAACUUUGGACGUUUUUAACCAUGAACCAGUUAUGUUUGUUUGUCUGACUGAGAGCAGGUGAAGUUACACUGUCCAGAAAACUGAUCAGCCACCACAGUCUGAAGGCAGUUAAUGGAAACGCACAAUAAUGUUUUGGACAGUUACACAGCUUUUGUAAUUUUUUUCUCUUUUAAAUCAAUCAGUGACCAUGUGAAUACAGAAGAAGAUUUCAAGAUUGAUCCCCCCAUUUUCAGAGGUUUUAAAAGUAAUCGGACAGUUGACUAGUUUGAUUAUUAGUUCCAUGCACAUGUGAGUCUGUUUCCCUGAUUAUUCCAUAACAGGUUCAAUAAAUAAAAGACUUGAAGUGA
This is a messenger RNA of Oreochromis niloticus (Nile tilapia), 5047 nucleotides long. RefSeq names its product kinesin-like protein KIF19. Lineage: Eukaryota; Metazoa; Chordata; Actinopteri; Cichliformes; Cichlidae. Gene Ontology annotation, biological process: microtubule-based movement. Gene Ontology annotation, molecular function: microtubule binding; microtubule motor activity; ATP binding. The record is from RefSeq and is a predicted model, not a curated record. The transcript has 16 exons. The coding region runs from base 415 to 2808 and encodes 797 amino acids.